CUGUUCGGGAUGGUUUUUCCUUUGUUUGAAAUGCUGAAAAAAUGAUAAAAUUAAGACCCAAAUCGUGUAUAAUGCUGAUAAAAAGGAUAUAUUUACAAAUCAACUCAACAAUGGCAGACUAAAAAAUUGGAAACGUAUCGCCAGAAGGGUAAAUAUGUCGCCAUAUGGGGUGAUGCUGUAGAUGCGAAUUCUAGAGAUGUUGAUGAUAGAAAAGGAGUAGUGCUAUUCAACUGCUGAAGGAUCAAACACAUGGACCAGUGUAACCAGCCGCUAAGUUGUAGAACAGAAUUAACCAGGCAGUGUACAUCCACAGCUAAUGAUGGAUACCCACCAAAGAUCCCAGUGCAGCUUUGCUUUAACCUAUAAACAUGUUAGAAGACAAUAUGUAAAGCUGAAAACUCAAGACAGUGAACCCUUUUUGUGAUGUUAAUAAGUUGCUUAGGAACCUUUUAAUUGUUUACUUUGAUUACACUCGUUACCAUGGAUACAAACCAGUGCCAGGUGUGUGGGAAUUUUUUCAUCACGCUCACAUCCCUCAAUAACCAUAUAGAAACUCACAGCAAGAAAGAGCUGUACCAUUGCAUCCUGGGAUUGAGAAACACCAUAGCCAUGUUGUCUAGGCAACCGUUGCCAGAGGCAACUUACCAGGAGACGGUCAAUGUCACGGCCACUGACCUUUCACAGAACCACCAACCCCACAACUCCGCCCCACCAGAAAAACCGAUCACCAUGGUGACAAACCCAGCAUCUGCCUCUUCCUAUGAAAUCCAUACUUCUGCAGAAAGUUCACAACCAGGGAUCAUGCAUCCUAAGCCUCCUGCUUCCAUAGAAAACACAAUACCAAUAACACCACCUCACCAGGUUCUGGUUAACUCUGAACCGCAUGCUCAUCCUGAACCACACACUACUGAAUCUGGCUUGCACCAAACCACUGAGAACCUGCAGAGUGCAGCUGCCCUUAAUAAUGUCACAGAUUCUGGGAAUGUAGGCCCCAGCGAGGGUGAUAUGUUGACCUGUCCGAUCUGUAAGAAAAAGCUAACCUCGUCAUACACACUGUAUCGCCACAUGCAGAGUCAUUACGACAAACAGGCCGACACAUGUCAAGUGUGUGGAAAGGAGUUUGUAGGUAAGCGGAGUUUGGUCGUUCACAUGAGGACACACACAGGGGAACGUCCGUAUAAAUGCAACACGUGCGGAAAGCAAUUUGCUCAGUACGGCACGCUGUACCGGCACCGACAAAUACACAACAAAGCAGAAAACGCCAACAACCAGACUCCUGCAACUCCAGCCCCAGCAGAAACUGCCCCGACAGAGGAUCCAGCCAAUCAGAAACACCUACAACAGGGACUAGCCAAUCAGAAACACUUACAGCAGAGCCCAGCCAAUCAGAAGCAUGUUCAGAACUCAGCACCUGCAACAGUGGGUCCAGAGAGUGAACAGAUGUCAUCUGAAAACAGGUUAGAGAGGGUGCCCAUGGUGACAGAAAACAGAGACGUUUCUGAGGUCCCUCGGGCUCCUGAGAAGACCACGAUUCUUAGUGUACCCAGCACGGAGCACAUGACACAUGAUCAGCAGGAACUGGGGGAAAGUUCAGGGUACCCCAACCCACCCCACGUGUCUGACACAGAGGCUAUCAAUAAUCUCCUGUAUCAGCAUGUGUUUGGGGACCAACAGCAGUUUCUGCAGGGUUAUCUACAAAAUCAGCUGUUUGCACAGACACUUGCGAGAUUUCCCAACUGGGGCUCCGAGUUUGCUCUAAUGGCUGGAUACCCGGGGUAUGCUGGUCUGGAUUACAAGAAACCAGAAGCAGAUCAAAAUUACGACAUGUCUGUUCUACCAAAUCCCCAGAUAGAGAAAACUAGGGCUGAUACCUCAGCGGACCAACUACAGGAAACUUUCAGUGACAAUUCAGUCACAUCCUCUAAGUCAGAACGUCUGGAGUCAUUUUCUAGUCUCACUGAGUCUCUUCUACGCAGGAGAAAUCAGAGUCCGGUUGUGACCACCGUCAAUUCUGCUGUGGGUCCAGGUAUUCCUGCCACCCAGACACUGUCUGACUCCACCCCGUCGGCCUAUCCGUCAUCGCUCGGUAUUCACCCCCCACCUCCCCCCAGCUACGAGGCAGCAGUCCAGCAAUCGUUAGGAUCACCAGCACUCCUAAACACACCCGUGGUUGAAAAUGAUCAAAGUCAGAAUUCUCUGUCCACAGCAGUCAACAUGACCAUGGAUAUCUCCUGUAAAGUCUGCGCUCAGAAGUUUCAAACCUCCGCAGAACUGACCAAACACAUGUCUCAGCACACUGAGAAGAACUUUGUUUGGUGUCAGAUUUGUCACAGUAAGUUUACCACGCCGUUCUCUCUGCGUCGCCACAUGAAGAUUCACACCGGAGAAAGAGACGAAGUCUGUGGUGUCUGCGGGAAGCGCUUCAUUGAUAAGCCCCGCCUCGUGGUGCACAUGAGGACACAUACAGGGGAAAAGCCGUACGCCUGCUCCAUAUGCCCUAAAACUUUUUCAAGGCGAGAAGUGCUGAAGCGACAUGAAAAGACACAUUCAACAUUCAAACCAUUGGAGACAUCAACCCCAAAGCACAUUUACGAGGACAUACCAAGGAAACAGGAGGUUGAGGUAAGGAAAGAGCCGGAACAGUCUCAAAUGGACUCUGGGAUGUAUCUCUCUUUUGAUGAGGAUAAGGCGGCAAUGAUGUCAUACCUGCCGAGCGAUCAUCCAGAAAACACAACUGUAAUAUCGGAGCCAGAGCCGGAAAAACCGGUGGAGGAGGCCCGGUAUAUGUACACAGCAGACGACAUCAAGUCAGACACGCCUCCAGGAAGUGAUGUCACCUACCAACAUGAAGACAUACCCAUCAUGCCUCAGCAAGAGGAAGUGUCUGCAGAAGUGAGCGACACGGAAAAUCCCUCUCCGAAAGCCAUAGAAAACAAUCAGGAGGUUUCCACUGAUGUACCUUCUGACUCAGGAAGUGGGAAAGAUGCAGAGGUGGAUCGCGAUUCUCGCACCAUGAACGAGAUCAAUGACAUGUUGAUGAGAAACUUCACCAGUAAGGUAGAGGGCGCUAAGCCAUACCAGUGCGAUGUGUGUAAUAGGAAGUACACGAUGCAGUCAUGCCUACGGCGACACAUGCUGGUACAUACUGGACUGAAGCCAAAUCGAUGUCAGGUGUGUGGGAAGUCGUUCGUGGAAAAACAGCAACUCUUGGUCCAUUUCAGGAUACACACAGGAGAACGUCCUCACCAAUGUUCUGUGUGUGGGAAACGCUUCACUCAGUACGGAACACUACAUAACCACAUGCAGGUACAUCGGAAGCAGCAGUUGAGUCAGGCUAUGAAUCUGAGCAGUAAAGGUGAAGAGGAAUUAUCAGAGUUUACAAUAAAGAGAGAAGUCAGCGAGGAGGACGAAUUCUCAAAGCAGUCACAAGAACUAGUCAAUGGUGAAGCCGUGCCCUCAGAAAUCGAAAGUGCAAUUAUAGAGCGCGAGAACCAGAUGACUGAAGCUCCCGCCAUCAAGUCUCCGUACAUAUCGGACGAGAGCAGGAGUCUAGAUAUAUCUAACAAGCUGAGGCCUAACGUUGCCACUCUGGAGGAUAGUCAGGAAACAGCAUCGGUCACGGGGGAUGAGGACAGAGAAAAUUCUAAAGAGGAGACCAGUCCGGGGGCAGGAAAUGUAGUUGGACAGGUGGAAGAUACGGACACGUCUGAGGGUAAUGAGAAAACGGAAGGAGCGGGGAGCGGAUCUAAGGCUGAGAGGCCCGCGUAUGACUUCCUGUACGGGUAUCCUACCACUAGUCUAAUGUCGCUGAAUUUAUUGGCCAACACAUCUGAAGUUCACCAGAGUCUGAUGGAGCACAUGGCCCAGAUACAGAGGGCGCCAGAAAUGCAUCAGAGUUUGCUGGAGUACAUGGCUCAACUACAGCGAGCACGUAUGGUGGGACUCACAGACUACAACACAGCCUUCACACGCCCCCCAGUUUCUUGUACGUACACGUCAUCCAGUGAUGUCGGCCUUAAUCUGACCACUUCUGAAAGUCAUACCAAAAUCAUAGGUCUGAAUUGUGACAUGUGCGACGCCAAAUUUACUGAUCAGGAAACGCUAGACAGCCAUAUGAAGACUCACGCGCUGAAAAACGGCAAUGACGCAAUGCUGAGUCAAGCCACAGAGGCAACUUCACCCACUAAAAGUGACAAGUUUCACACGUGUAAAACAUGUGGAAAGAGUUUCAGUGCUUCGUUUUGUCUACGGCGACAUGAGAUGAUACACAGUGGCAAUAAACCCUAUAAGUGUGACUACUGCCCGAAGGCGUUCGUGGAGAAACAGCAUCUCACAUGUCAUGUGCGCAUUCACACAGGCGAAAAACCUUAUUCGUGCAGCACGUGCGGAAAAGCGUUCACACAGUACGGAACGCUGCACAAGCACCUGCGCACGCACAAUAAAAACAAACCACACAAGUGUCAGUUCUGUGAAAAAGCGUACUAUGAACGUAGACAGCUAACUAAUCAUAUGUUAACGCAUUUUGAAAACAAAGGGAAGUAACUUGUCCACGCAAACCUUUUAGGAAAAAAUGAUUCCUAGGGGUAGCAAAAGCUUUAGAAGUAAUAUUUUUGUGGUUGUAAACUAUUUUACAGAAUAUUUUAAUGUAGGGGCCAAAAUGUGUCUAAUAGAUAUCAUCCUCAUUAUCUUUUGAAAAUCGUCAGAAUUCAAGAAAAGACUUAAGAAAGAAGCAAUUUCUUAAGGAUUCCAUAAGGAACCAUUUUUCUGUUCAUUUAGUAAGAAGGCAUUUUUACGAUUAUCAGAUGUUUCUUCAAAAUUUUUAAUUCAACGGAAUUGUUCAUCCUUAUUAUAAUUUAUGAUAUAUUUUAUAAAGCUGAAACUUGUGUACUAGUCUCGAAGAAAAGCAUUAUUGCUAUACAUGGUAUACAUGAUUCGAAUAGUCUUUAAAGAUUCCUUUUUAAAUGUGCUUUUCUUGAGAAUUUAUUUUUAAAAAUCAGGUGAAUUAUAUUUGGCUAGAAAACCUUUAAGAUAAGUUUAUUUAUAUUAAAUGUACUGAUAUUCAAAUGUAGUGGAUGACAAUGAUGAAAUUAACAAAACUUUUGAUUUUUUGCACAUUUAUUUUUAUCUUUGGGAAAAAAAAUUAUUUCAGUACGGUUGUUUUUUGUAAAUGCUAUUUUUACCUUUUUUGCUGUUCAACAGUUUUCAGCAGUGCUCGUUUUUUAUUCAGUGUUGAUAUUCAGUGAUGAUUACAUUAAAAGAUCUGGUUUUUUUUUCUUUUCUUCAUCAUGUUUAAACUGAAAAUAGAAAGAUUAGAUUGCCAGUCAGUAAACAUUUAUUGAAUUGAUUUAUUUACACAAGCAUUUAUUUGUAUAGAAUUUUUCCAUUUUAUUUUUAUUUGAAGAAAUAUUUGUUCUACAUUGUAUUUAUUUUUCUCUGAAAAAAAAUCUUAUGUAUCACACAAGGUUGAAAAAUUACAAAUUCAUUAGUCAUAUAUAUUCAGAAUUGUUGUCAAUUUUUUCCCUUUAUUUUUUUUCCAGUUCAUUAUAUCAUUUAUACAUAUAAUGUAUCUUAAUUGAAAAGAUGAACUUUAUGAAGAAUUUGAAGAGAAGUUUCCUUGUAAACACAAGUCAUCAAAUUUUUACAAUGAAUAGAGCUAUAUUUUAAAUCUUGUCUAUUUCACAAAAAUUUAAACCAUUUCUCCAUUAAAUUGAUACAUUCUGAUUCAUAAAGGUAAUUUUUUUUACCGACAACAUGUACAAGGAAUAUUUGAAAACAUAAAAUAAUGUUAAAUUCAUUUUCAAUCUACAUGUUCAUGAUGACCUCAUUUUUCUAUUGAAUAUACACUUACAAUCCAUAAAAGGAAUCUGACUGAGAAAAGAAAACGAAGGCAUUCUGAUUGUAACCAGAAUACCGCUAAAAUUCUGCUGAAAUCACGACAAUGUUCAUUUUAAUGUAUAUUUUUUAUUUCGUGGUAGUAAUAGAUAAGACUUAGCCUUAAGUAAAGAAAAACCCAUUGACCAUACCCACAGCUCUGAGUAUGUACGGCUUCACCAAAAAAAUAAAUGAGAGAUGUCGUUUUUAUAAAUGGUGCCAAAUUGUUGACCUUAUUUUGUUCACAUAUCGGUAGAAACCUGCGUGUGUACAAUGUUUACUUUGAUGUGCUGUCCCCCCCUAAUAACAUCGCCUAUAUAUUCACAGACUUUCCAUUGGAAAACCUACAUUGUUAUAUUAUGUCAUAGAGAAAAGAUUAUGAUGUAGUGGAUGUUAAAGAAAUUUUUCAUUGGUUGCUAUUUAUAGUAUAGUCAUUGAUUGGCUACUUUUUGCAGAUCUGUCAAUUUUAAUCUUGUAUGUAUAUUUUUUUCUCCCAUUAUUUAGAAAUGCACUGGGACGCCCCUAGAAAGUGUGAAGUCCAUAAUUUAAUAUUUAUUCAGUGUACAUGUACAUGUAUAAAGGAUGAUUUAUGAUGUUUGACAACAUCUGUUUUGUAAUUAUUUACUAGAAUAUGUGAGAUAAUGGAAUAUGUUUUCAUGAUUGUUUUCAGGAAGUUAAGUUUUUUUUUUUCCCAUCAGUUCACAGUUAGUAUUACCGUAUAUAAUUGCAGCAAUAUUUUUUCCAGCAUUUCUUGAAUUUAUAAUGAUGCAUUGGAAGAUUUUUGCCCCCCCCCCCUUUCCUCCCUUUUUAAUAAGAGGGGAAAACAUUGAUGAGAAAAAUUUACAUACUUUUUAUAUGAAGGAGAGAAGGGAAUAAUUUCAUUGUUGAUAUUUUUAAAGUUUCAUCAUUGAAAGGUGGGUACUUUGUCAUAGAACAUAGAGUGCUUUGUCACAGAAUAUUGGGUAGUUUGUCACAGAACAUUGAGUACUUCAUAAAACUUUGUGUACCUUGUCAAAAAUCAUUAUAAAUUCACUGUUACUUUAUUUUUGUAUCUUUGUACAUUAUCAUGUGAGAUGCAUAAAAUUGAUGUAUCAGUCAUGUUAAGAAAUUCAGGCAUUAUAAAAAAUUGCAGUAAGCAUUAAGUGCCCCGUGUACUGAUCAAAAGUAAAGCACUCUGUUAAAAAUUGUACUUUAAUUAACUCUAAUUGUAAGAUAAGUGUUAUCUCUCCAAUCGGAAGUCUUUGAACCUUAAAUAGAUCUGUCUGUGACAAUUUUUCCAGUAUAUGACUUUAUGUCAUUUAAAUUCACAAAUUUUGUUUGCUUCAGAAGGGGUUGCACAAUGUGUUCAGGUUAUCAUCAAUGUACUCUCUUUAAUAAUCCAGAAAAGGUUAACCAUUUUUAAAUUAGCAACUUUUAUACUGUAUUGUAAUUAAACCAAAGGCAAUAUACCUGUACUGUCACAAAUGAGAGAAUGUGUUCAUAUUUUUGACAUGGUGGUAAUAUAUAUAUCACUAUUGCUGAAAACUGCCUCUAUCACCAUUUUUUUUUCUAUCAUCAGUUUUGAUCUGAAACUAUCAUGCUUUUUCUCUUGUAUAUACACUUUGGUGCUAUGUUUAUUUAGAAAACAUUACGCAAUUCAGAUUGGAAUUUAUAGAAAAAUUUGUAUUUUUGCUUUUCACAAUGUGUACAGCUAUAUAUUUGUAGAUGGGGUCAUGUGACCCCGUCUAUUUUAAGUCUUUCUAGGGGCGUCCUAGUGGAGUGUUUGUGUCAGAUGUUUGCUUUAAUGUUAGAUAAUGCAUGCUGUAAGUGCCAUUUAUUGACCGAGGCUGAAGGCCGAGGUCUUAAGCCAGUGCUAGGUAGAUGUUUGUGACGUAAUCAUUGUUAUCAACCAUUUAGAUCUAGUUGUCUCCUUAUCAAUUAGAUAUGAAUAAAUAUUAAGAAAAUGUUA
This is a messenger RNA of Saccostrea cuccullata (small rock oyster), 7819 nucleotides long. Its product is annotated as zinc finger protein 629-like. Lineage: Eukaryota; Metazoa; Mollusca; Bivalvia; Ostreida; Ostreidae. Gene Ontology annotation, molecular function: RNA polymerase II transcription regulatory region sequence-specific DNA binding; DNA-binding transcription factor activity, RNA polymerase II-specific. The transcript is spliced from 5 exons. The coding region runs from base 481 to 4542 and encodes 1353 amino acids. The record is from RefSeq and is a predicted model, not a curated record. Gene Ontology annotation, cellular component: nucleus. Gene Ontology annotation, biological process: regulation of transcription by RNA polymerase II.